CGCUUUCCAUUAGAUCAGCUUCACACCUCAUCAUUGUAUCUGGUUCUUUUGAUAAUUACAUAUAAUACCCAACAUCUUCAGUUUUCACCAUGGAUAAAUGCUGGUUCACCCUCAACAACGCACACUUCCCACCGCCUUCCCUCGACAGCAUGCAAGACUUCAAGUGGGACCACUCCCACGAGUACUCGCUCUCGCUAAGAGGCAAAGUCCCCAUCCCCCUCGCCGCGGCUGGUGUCCCCUUUGUGGACCUGGGCGUCGGUUUGGGAGGGGCCUUCAGCAAGAGCGUAGCCAAUUACUGGGAAUUCGACCGGCUGGAGAGGUACAUUAUGCAGCCGACGAGGAGUUAUGUGCAGAAAUGUAUUGAGCGGGAAGAGGUGAAGCGGUGGAUUGCAAAGAACAAGAGCAUGAUGAUGAUGGGCAGGUGGGAGGUGUACAUGAUUACAGGCAUCAUUGUGGCGAGGGGAGGGGGCAGGAAGACGAAGGAGAAGAAGACGGGGAAGGAGUUUUCGGUGGAGGUUACAGUGGAAGUGCCGCUUAUCGUUGAGGCUGGGCCGGGGGUCAAGAGGAACAUGACGAGGCAGACGACGUGGGGAACGAGUCAGACGGAUGACUUUGUUUGGGCAGUGAGGUUGGCUAAAAUCACUAAGAGCGGGUUGCACUCGGACUGGAAGAUGGAGACGGUGUUUGGAAAGACAUCGUUUCGCGGGCAAAAGGCCAUUUUCUGAAGGAAGGGAGAAAGUGCGGUCUCUUGGAUUCGCUGUAUGAAUGAACGUGUAAUUGUACUUACCUCAGGGUAAUACCUCCAGGCAAACAGGAGAUGGAAGUUGAUGGCAAUUAUGGACUGAGGUGUUGGGCCUCAUGAGACUGGGUUUCGGACUAAUUUUGCAGAGCCUGGUUUGCGAGUUGUGAAUUUAGCAAAUGGCAAUGGCAUGGAUGUGACUUGGGUGCUAUCCGAUUUGGGUUCUGGGAGAGGUUCGAGUAGUCUCCA
Molecule: messenger RNA, 988 nt
Organism: Neurospora tetrasperma FGSC 2508
Lineage: Eukaryota; Fungi; Ascomycota; Sordariomycetes; Sordariales; Sordariaceae
Exons: 3
Coding region: 90-725 (211 amino acids)
Source: RefSeq, a predicted model, not a curated record